Messenger RNA from Argentina anserina (silverweed cinquefoil), 2511 nucleotides. RefSeq names its product magnesium-chelatase subunit ChlD, chloroplastic. Bases 2 to 2293 code for a protein of 763 amino acids. The transcript is spliced from 15 exons. The record is from RefSeq and is a predicted model, not a curated record. Gene Ontology annotation, molecular function: ATP binding; magnesium chelatase activity; ATP hydrolysis activity. Lineage: Eukaryota; Viridiplantae; Streptophyta; Magnoliopsida; Rosales; Rosaceae. Gene Ontology annotation, biological process: chlorophyll biosynthetic process.
AAUGGCUUUCUCAUCCCCCUCGUCUACUUCAUUUCUCUCCCACCUCCAUUCUUCGCUGCUUGUGUCUCCCGCUUUCAAGUUACAUCGCCCCUUCCUCCUCUCCACCCGCUUCCGCUUCCACUUCCACCGUCAAGCUCGCAUUCGCAUCACUGCUUCCGCCGCUGCCGUUAUCGAGUCUUCUAACGGCGCCGUCGCCUCUAACCAAGACAAUUCCGAUGCCAACUCCAACUACGGAAGACACUUCUUUCCUCUGGCUGCCGUCGUUGGCCAAGAUGCUAUUAAAACUGCUCUGUUGCUUGGCGCUAUUGACCGUGAAAUUGGAGGAAUUGCUAUCUCCGGAAGAAGGGGAACAGCAAAGACAGUAAUGGCUCGUGGUUUGCAUGCAAUUUUACCACCCAUUGAAGUAGUUGUUGGUUCGAUAGCAAAUGCUGAUCCUGCCUGUCCCGAAGAGUGGGAAGAUGUUUUAUCUGAACGGAUGGAGUUUGAUUCUUCUGGUAUCGUCAAGACUCAGAUUGUAAAGUCUCCUUUUGUUCAGAUUCCACUUGGAGUCACAGAGGACAGACUCAUUGGAUCUGUUGAUGUUGAGGAGUCCGUAAGGACAGGAACUACAGUUUUCCAACCUGGCCUUCUUGCUGAAGCUCAUAGAGGUGUACUAUAUGUUGAUGAAAUUAAUCUUUUGGAUGAGGGUAUCAGUAAUUUGCUUCUCAACGUAUUAACUGAAGGAGUUAAUAUUGUUGAAAGAGAGGGGAUGAGCUUUAGACACCCAUGCAAGCCACUCUUGAUUGCCACUUAUAAUCCAGAAGAGGGCGCUGUGCGAGAACACCUACUAGACCGUAUCGCAAUCAACUUAAGUGCAGAUCUUCCAAUGAGUUUCGAUGACCGUGUUGCAGCUGUGGGGAUUGCAACAAAAUUUCAGGAAUAUAGUAAUGAAGUUUUCCAAAUGGUUCAAGAGGAAACAGAAUUUGCAAAAACUCAGAUCAUUUUGGCAAGAGAGUAUCUAAAGGACGUCAUUAUAAGCAGAGAACAACUCAAGUACCUGGUUUUGGAAUCCUUGCGAGGUGGUUGCCAGGGACAUCGAGCUGAGCUAUAUGCUUCCCGUGUUGCAAAAUGCUUAGCUGCUCUAGACGGACGAGAAAAAGUUUAUGCUGAUGACCUGAAAAAAGCUGUAGAACUGGUCAUACUUCCUCGUUCAAUUCCAAAUGAGAACCCACCAGAACAGAAAAAUCAACCCCCUCCACCUCCACCACCUCCUCAAAAUCAAGAAUCUGGGCAAGAGCAGAAUGAGGAGGAACAAGAAAAAGAGGAUGAAAAUGAUGAAGAGAAGGAAGAGAAUGAAGAUAAUGAACAAGAGCAGGAUCAACUACCUGAAGAGUUUGUCUUUGAUGCAGAAGGGGGUUUGGUGGAUGAGAAGCUUCUCUUUUUUGCACAACAAGCGCAAAGACGCAAAGGGAAGGCUGGGAGAGCUAAGAAUGUUAUUUUUUCAGAGGAUAGAGGUCGAUACAUCAAACCGAUGCUACCGAAGGGCCCUGUAAAGAGAUUAGCUGUUGAUGCAACUCUUAGAGUUGCUGCACCAUAUCAAAAAUUGCGUAGGGAGAAGAAUACUCAAGUUGGUAGGAAAGUUUUUGUUGAGAAAACUGACAUGAGAGCAAAGAGAAUGGCACGGAAAGCAGGAGCACUGGUUAUAUUUGUUGUUGAUGCAAGUGGAAGCAUGGCACUGAACCGAAUGCAGAAUGCAAAAGGUGCAGCUUUGAAGUUACUAGCUGAAAGUUAUACGAGCAGAGAUCAGGUUUCUAUUAUUCCUUUUCGUGGAGAUUCUGCUGAAGUUCUUCUGCCUCCUUCUAGAUCAAUUGCAAUGGCAAGAAAUCGUCUUGAGAGACUUCCCUGUGGUGGAGGUUCUCCCCUUGCUCAUGGUCUGACCACGGCCGUAAGGGUUGGGCUAAAUGCAGAGAAGAGUGGUGAUGUUGGACGUAUAAUGAUUGUUGCAAUAACUGAUGGUAGAGCCAAUAUAUCACUCAAAAGGUCCAAUGACCCUGAAGCUGCAGCUGCUGCUACUGAUGCCCCAAAACCUACGUCGAAGGAGUUGAAGGAUGAGAUUCUAGAGGUUGCUGGUAAGAUAUACAAAGCAGGGAUGUCUCUUCUUGUCAUUGACACUGAAAAUAAGUUUGUUUCGACCGGUUUUGCCAAGGAGAUAGCGAGAGUUGCUCAAGGAAAAUACUAUUACUUGCCAAAUGCCUCAGACGCUGUAAUCUCAGCUGCAACAAAGGACGCUUUGUCGGCAUUGAAAAACACAUGAAACACUUAAUACUGUGGUUUCCUGUUGUACUGUUGUAUUUAGCAACUAUCAAAGCAGCUUAUUUCCCUGUCAGCAUCAUUUCUUAAUUUUAGUGUUAUCUCUGUACAUGUACAUUUUGAGGAAUUUUUUUGUUAAAUUCACCAGAAAAAGAAGCCUUAUUCAUAAAGCACAAUUUUCUUUCCCUUUUCAAAAUGAAUGGAUGAGUGCUUUAAUCAGUU